Molecule: messenger RNA, 1234 nt
Organism: Oryctolagus cuniculus (rabbit)
Lineage: Eukaryota; Metazoa; Chordata; Mammalia; Lagomorpha; Leporidae
Source: RefSeq, a predicted model, not a curated record
AUGGGGGCUGACCACCGACCUAAGGGGCCCCCAGGCCCAGGUCGGGGUCACACUCCCGCCUCUGGCCCUGGACCAGUUGGUCCACGGGCAAAAUACCAUAGGUCUUACAGACCAAAAGUCAGACAAUCCAGUCUGAUGAUAAGAAAACUCAGGGCCAUCGUGGCACUGCUGACCACUCUCUGCGGGCUUCAGACUCGACAACGCGUGUGCUCCAACAGAGUGAACAUCGGUAAGGCCAGGAUGCCACCACCCCGUAGGCUAGGACCUGUACUGAGCACGCCUGAUCCUACCAGACGAACCGGCAAUGGAAGGCGGAGGAAGCAAACCUGCAAAGAAGAAGCCAUGGACACUACUCCUCCAUACACUCCACCUCGGGAGGAGGAGCCCAUGGACACCACGCCCCCAUAUGAGCCACCAGAACUGAUGGACACCACACCGCCAUAUGAGCCACCAGAACUGAUGGACACCACACCGCCAUAUGAGCCACCAGAACUGAUGGACACCACACCGCCAUAUGAGCCACCAGAACUGAUGGACACCACACCGCCAUAUGAGCCACCAGAACUGAUGGACACCACGCCCCCAUAAGAAACAUCUUGGGCGGAUCCACACCUCCCCAUGUUCCACCACGGGAAGAGCCCAGGGAUAUCACACUCCCAACAUUCCACCAUGGGAGGAGCCUAUUGACCCACACCCUCCUGUGCUCCCCCAUGGGAGGAGUCCCUGGACACCACAACCUCCCAAGCUCCACCAAAGGAGGAACCAAUGGAUACCACAAUGCCAUAGGCUCCUCCUCCAGUGUAGUGCCUGGACACCACACCCUCCUACGCUCCACCAAGGGAGGAACCAAUGGAUACCACAAUCCCAUAGGCUCCUCCUCCAGAGGAGCCCAUGGACACAACACCAACCUAUACUCCCCCUCCAGAGGAGGCCAUGGACCCUUCACCCCCUAGUUUCCAGCAUAGUCCAUGGAAAGGUCAACCACGUCUCCUGCCCUCUGUUUUCCUCCUGCUGGUCCCAGGGGCAGUUUUAUGCCUGGCCUUCCCAUCUUUCCUUGCAUCUUCAUACCCAGUUUCCCAGCACCUAUGGAUAUAGACCCUCCCACGUGACCCUUCCUCCCUCCCCUCCAGGACAUGGCACAACUCUGCUCCCAGGCAGCUCCUUUCAUGGCCUCCAGCUGGCUCCUCGCCACACAAGAGUCUUAUUUAAUAUUAAACACCAUACUCGUUCUGUU